Naegleria lovaniensis is the source of this 906-nucleotide messenger RNA. RefSeq lists its product as uncharacterized. NCBI's taxonomy places the organism in Eukaryota, Heterolobosea, Eutetramitea, Acrasida, Naegleriidae. The transcript has a single exon. The record is from RefSeq and is a predicted model, not a curated record. Bases 1 to 906 code for a protein of 301 amino acids.
AUGAUCACAUCCAAUACAGGAUCUUCUCCAACGGUUAGCCUCUCUGCUACCAAUAGUACCACCAACACGACCACCACUACCACGACGAACCAUUCUCCUAUUAAACCCAAUCCUUCACCCAACAAGAAGAUCAUGAUGAAACCGACGAUCACUACUCCUCCACCUCCUCCUUCUCCGUGUCUGAUGAGUCAAUUCCCAACCACAUCGUCAUCAUUGGGAUCAAGUCCUCUCAACACCAAUUCCCUAGUGCACUCUUCUUCUCCUUUCAACAAACCACCACUGCAACAACAACCACCGAUUCCUCAUCAUCAACCGUUUUUUCCAUUUCACAUUCCACCCAUGCACCCAUUUCCAGGAAAUCCAAUCAUGACUAACACAUCCUCUUCUUCCUACUCAACCGUAAAUUCAUUAAUUCCUCCAAAUCCAAUGAUGAUGGGAAUUUACCCUCCUUCUUCAUCUUCGUUCAUGAUGUCACCACCUGGGAUGCCAAAUCAACAUGUUCCGAUGAACAUGAUGGUAGGACAUCAUCCCUCUCCACUACAUCAUAAUCCAUUUACCUCUCCAAUGAUGACUAGUCUUCCUCAAGGAAUUCCUAUAACCACAAGCUCUGGAACACCACAAGAGACUGCACCAACCAUGUCAAACUCAAACACCACAACAUCUCCUCCACAUGUCACCUCUAGUACACCACAAGCAACUACUACUAAGAAGACCAAAUCUUCAUCAUCAUCAAGAAAAAAGAAAAAAACAGCCCAAGCACGGAGAAAAAACCAAGCCCACCAAAAAGAAAAAUACCCCACACCAGUCAAUCCAUUCAUACUCAUAUUAUUUCCUAUUUAUUUGAGAUUGGACUAUCAGAUAGUGCAAAAACGUUGGAAAAUGACCUCAAUAAUCCUCAACUCUUAA